AUGUCUUCAGCUGUCACCACGGCCCGCCGCCAAACCAAGCAUUUCCUAACAUCCAAGAUCGGCCACUACAGCGUCUUGGCAUUAGUCUCGAUCGACGUGACUGCCAUCUUCAUUGAUCUGAUACUGCAGCUCGAGACAUGUGAAGGUCGCCUCAGGCCAGAGGAGGGCGACAAGGCGCAGGAAGUGCUGGGGGAUCUUAGCUUGAUCUUCUCGUGCUUGUUCAUGGUCGAGUUGCUCGCCAGCAUAUGGGCUUUCGGCUGGCAGUACUUCAAGUCAUGGUUUCACUGGCUCGACGCUACAGUCAUCCUGGCCGGCUUUGUGCUGGACGUUUUGCUCAAGGGCGUACUCGAGGAAGUCGGCUCUCUGGUCGUGGUACUACGUCUGUGGCGUGUCUUCAAGAUCAUCGAGGAGCUCAGUGCUGGCGCUGAAGAGCAAAUGGAGCCUUUGCAAGAAAAGAUAGGGGAUCUGGAGAAACAGUGCGGCGAGCUGAGAAGGCAAGUCGAGCAACUGAAGUCCCAGCGAAGUUUGCCAAUGGGGACGGAAGCUGUCUAA
Messenger RNA from Anthostomella pinea, 552 nucleotides. The record is from the annotation of a GenBank genome assembly. Lineage: Eukaryota; Fungi; Ascomycota; Sordariomycetes; Xylariales; Xylariaceae.